Lindgomyces ingoldianus is the source of this 2872-nucleotide messenger RNA. RefSeq lists its product as uncharacterized. The transcript has 6 exons. Lineage: Eukaryota; Fungi; Ascomycota; Dothideomycetes; Pleosporales; Lindgomycetaceae. The record is from RefSeq and is a predicted model, not a curated record. The coding region runs from base 1 to 2574 and encodes 857 amino acids.
AUGGCCAGCAAGCUUUGCGACCGCUGUUCUCCUCUCGGACUCAGUGUGGAGAAAUUCCUGGUUAGGGACGACAGAUCGUCGGGCUCUAGACAUUCAGUCCGGUCGCUGCAACUGGCGAAUGAGCGAUAUUUCCUCGGGUCGCUGGAACAAAUCAGAGAGACAGUCGCAACUUGUCAGCUGUGCGCACUUGUUUCCCAUGCAGUACCCGAUCCGCCACCACCUCACACCAAUGGUGCAGUAUGUCACCUCAUCUGGGAGAUUGAUGGCCGCACAUCGGUGGACACAGAAGCCAGGGGAGAGAAGUGCACUCGCCGACUAAGAGUUUGCUGGAAUCAUCCAAACCUCGAGCAGUGCGAGUCUUAUUUGGUCCUUGCAGCGCCAGCGAGGUACGACAACUCUGAUGUCAACUACCGUGGCUUCUUGAACAACGAAACCGAGUUCCUUGGAAGGCGCCUCGGUCGCACAGAAAACAAGAGAAACUUCAUCCGGGAGCUCGUGAGGCUGUGCGAGAGAUAUCACGGCUAUCGCUGCACGAGAAAACUCGGGAUUGAGGAUGACUUCCAUGUGACUCUGAUGGAACCCUACUUCGGAGUCAUCGACAUUGAAAACGACAGUCUUGUCCCUUUGCCAUUCAAGGAAAAUGGCGACCAGCUCGAGUUCGAGUCUUACGCGACAGUGAGCUACGUCUGGGGCGAGAGUGAUAGCCGCCAACACACCACGAGGAUGGCAAACAUCCAGAGUCGACGCAAGUCUGGUGGCUUGGCAUCAAGAAUAGCAAAUUAUAACUUAAGGAUAAUAUUAAGGGUAAAAAGAAAAAUCGACUUUCUGAGACGUAUUACAGACCGUAAGGGGACCUCUCUUAGUUGUACAUUACGAUUGACAGUCCUCUUACCGCUGUACGGGAACGCCAUCUUCACCCUCUGUGCCGCAGAUGGUCUAGAUGCUAGAACUGGCUUACUCGCCCUGGACGAAGAUCAUCAGCCAGCGCAGUGGAUCGCAAACUGCGCCGGCGGGGCUCACUUGCUACUUCAUCGCCCCCCAGAGGUCAGCAUUGAGGCAUCUCAAUGGAACGAGCGAGCGUGGACGUUCCAGGAGCGCCUCCUUUCAAAACGUUGCCUGAUCUUCACAGGCGGGCGCGUCUACUUCCAGUGUCGCUCGACGGGGGUGUCGGAAGACAUCUUCGCGGACCGCUGCGGCAAAGGCUGGUCCUUGGAUUUGCUGCGCUCUCCACUCCAGAUGCUGUCCCAGCUCAAGCUCAGAGCCGUGUGGUUCUACGCCCAUUGUGUCUCUUUGUAUACACUGCGAGAACUUUAUGAACCAUUCGACAUCCUCUCGGCAUUCAGUGGCAUGUGCAAGCUCAUGGAAUACACUAUGCACUCGCCGUUCAUUUUCGGUCUUCCCACAUCUCACUUCGACUUCGCCCUCCUCUGGCAGCCGAUUGGCCGAUCGUCGAGACUCAACAAGCCAAAGCGUUCGGACGAACAGAAGUACAAGGACAUGAAGUUUCCAAGCUGGUCAUGGUGCGGAUGGGAGAGCGACGGGAUUAAAUAUGCUCCAGAGAUGGUUGAUGGCUGUCUGACUGACAUCCGUGCAUGGCUCUUGGACCACACAUGGAUCGACUGGCACAUAAGAGACGGCCAUGGGACCCUCCGGCGCGUUUGGGACAUGUCCUCGGCUAAAGAAGACGAAAGCACGAGCGUAAGGUGGAAAGGUUACAAGGUUCCCAGCAAUGAGACUUUGGAGGACGAUUCUGACCACGAAUGGUCGCUGGUGCUAUCGUCGCCGUCGCCAACGGACCAUUCAGACGCAGGCCCCCCCCCCGUACCCACUCCAGUGAUCCGAAUGACUUCAAAUACUGUAUCAACUCCUAAACCUAAGCACAUGAGAAAAGGAAAAAAGGGUAAACGAACGAAGCCAAGGGAAGAGAGCUACUCAGAGCGCUCUCACUGGGACGUCAAAAAUUACGCGAUCCACAGACACGAUAAUUAUGGUCGCCUUCGCCAGGUGGGGGGGAUGUCUGCCAGUUUAGACAAGCCGAGAGAGGAUUUCACCUUGACUCUACCGGAGGAUCCAUACCACGUCCGCAAGACCUCGGUGAGUCACAGGACCGGCUCCUAUCACGAAUUUCCCGACCAGAUCUUUUUGCAAUUCUUCACUUGGCAGGCGUCGUUCCACGUCGUGCCCAUCACGACGGAGACUAUGGACUCUGCAGGCCAUGUCGGCGGCUGCCUCGGACCGGGGCUGCGACGCUGCCACAUCAUGGACCGGCGCGGAGAUAAGUGCGGCUCCAUCGUCGUCAACGCAGAGUGGCUCCUGAGGCAGCAGAGGGGCGGGAAGACCGAAUUCGAGUUCAUUGCCAUUUCGGAGGCAAAGGCCUUUACGAAGGAGGAGUUUCCAGACUGGACGCACUACAUCCCCAAGGAGAGAGUCGAGUCGGAGUGGGAUCUGUUCUUUGUGCUCCUCGUCGAGCACUUUCCUAUCGAAGGGUUUUAUCGCCGUGUUGCUCUCGGGAAGGUGUUCAAGGCUGCAUUUGCUCUGUCGGAUGAUGAGUGGAAAGAGGUUAUACUUGGAUGAGAAUCUGACUAUUCCUUUGCCAUGUCUACCAUAAUCGCCAGGACCCCGUCAUAAUAAGAUCGAUCGAUCCGUCCAGCAUCGCCGGACAAGAAUCCUCCACCACGGCUUCCCAAGUAGUUGUGGGUACCCUACCCUAUGUGCCCGAGAAAUCACGGAAAUGUAAGGGGCUGCGCGAGGAUGCUGAUGCCAAGUAACGGAAGUUGUAUUCGAUGAGGGAACAAAGGCGGAUUCGGCGCUCGAGGGCGAGGCGGUAGUGUAGAGCUGUGUUUCGCCGGAGGCUAUCGAAGUCAUCUGCGUU